UUCCGCCUCUCAAGACGGACUUUCAGCCGGCAUUUUAUUUCCACUUACCCGCUACCUGUGUCUGCCCAAACAUUAAUCAUCAGCCUGUUGACCGGCUAAAGGCAAUCCCGCUCAGUGUCCUUUUCCACUAAAGUCUACUAAACAAUGCCUGGAUUUUCAGACAGAGAUCGUGGCAGAGACAGAGGAUAUGGUGGUGGGCCUCCUCGUUUUGGUGGUGGUGGAGGAGGAAACAGAGGUGGACCUCCUCCAGGAAAGUUUGGCAACCCUGGUGAGAGGCUGCGAAAGAAGCACUGGAACCUUGAUGAACUUCCAAAGUUUCAGAAGAACUUCUACCAGGAGCACCCAGAUGUCACACACAGACCAAUUCAAGAAGUAGAACAGUACCGAAGAAGCAAAGAAGUUACAGUCAAAGGCAGAGAUUGCCCAAAACCAAUUGUAAAAUUCCAUGAAGCUGCAUUUCCAAGCUAUGUCAUCGAUGUGAUUGUCAAACAGAACUGGACUGAACCAACUCCAAUCCAGUCUCAGGGGUGGCCUGUUGCCCUGAGCGGGAAAGAUAUGGUUGGCAUCGCUCAAACUGGAUCUGGGAAAACUCUUGCAUACCUUCUGCCUGCAAUUGUCCACAUCCAGCAUCAGCCAUUCUUGGAGCAUGGAGAUGGACCCAUUUGCUUGGUGCUGGCACCAACCCGUGAGCUAGCUCAGCAGGUGCAACAGGUAGCCGCCGAAUACGGCAGAGCCUCUCGCCUCAAAAGCACCUGCAUCUAUGGUGGUGCACCCAAAGGACCACAAAUCAGAGACCUUGAGAGAGGUGUAGAGAUCUGCAUCGCUACUCCAGGUCGUCUCAUCGAUUUCCUGGAAUGCGGUAAAACUAAUUUGCGUCGUUGCACGUAUCUGGUGCUGGAUGAAGCUGACCGCAUGCUGGACAUGGGCUUCGAACCUCAGAUUCGCAAGAUAGUGGAUCAAAUUCGGCCAGAUCGUCAGACCCUAAUGUGGAGCGCCACCUGGCCCAAGGAAGUUCGUCAGCUGGCUGAGGACUUCCUCAAGGACUACGUCCAGAUCAACAUUGGAGCGCUUCAGCUCAGUGCCAACCAUAACAUCCUUCAGAUAGUUGAUGUUUGCAAUGAUAUGGAAAAGGAGGACAAACUGAUUCGUUUACUGGAAGAGAUCAUGAGUGAGAAGGAGAACAAGACCAUUAUUUUUGUGGAGACCAAAAGACGUUGUGAUGAGCUCACCAGGAGGAUGAGGAGAGAUGGGUGGCCAGCAAUGGGAAUCCAUGGAGACAAGAGCCAGCAGGAGAGGGACUGGGUCCUUAAUGAGUUCAGAUACGGCAAAGCUCCGAUUCUCAUUGCUACAGACGUGGCCUCUCGUGGAUUAGAUGUGGAGGAUGUGAAAUUUGUCAUCAAUUAUGACUACCCUAACUCCUCUGAGGAUUAUAUCCACCGCAUUGGACGCACAGCCCGAAGUCAAAAAACGGGCACGGCCUACACCUUCUUCACCCCCAACAACAUGAAACAGGCCAGUGACCUGAUCUCUGUGCUCCGCGAAGCUAACCAGGCCAUUAACCCCAAGCUGAUCCAGAUGGCAGAGGACAGAGGGGGUCGUGGUAGGGGGGGAAGAGGUGGCUACAAGGAUGACCGCCGGGAUAGGUAUUCUGGGGGUGGGAGGAGUAACUUUGGUGGUAGUGGCUACAGAGACAGGGACAGUGAUAGAGGGUUUGGCGGUGGGCCAAAGACUGCGUUUGGUGGCAGCAAGGCUCAAAAUGGCAGCAAUUAUGGAGGUAACAGUGGUAGCUCCAGUGGUAGCUAUGGCAGCAACAAUUACACCACCGCAAAUGGACAGGGUAAUUUUGGUGGUCCACCAAACCAGGGGGGCUUUGGUAACCAAAGCUUCCAAGGGCCCCCUCAGUUCGGUGGCAUGCAGAGGCCUGCUCAGAAUGGCAUGAACCACCCACCGUUCCCAUUCAACUCUCAGCCACCACCACCACAAAACCAACAGCCUCCACCACCACCGAUGGUGCCCUACCCCAUGCCACCACCGUUCCCACAGUAGAUGUUCACAUGCUAUAUGGAACCAACAUUACUUCUGUUUAGUCCCAAAAUCUUGCAGUAUAAUUAUUAUUAUUAUAUUAUUAUUACUAUUAUCCUUUGUACUGUUAAACUUUUUGUUUUGCUUACAGCAGGGUUGGAAUUAUUACAAACAUCCCGAGCAUUAAACGGGGUCAGACAUGUCUCCUAUAGUGCAACUGAGAUUGCUGCACUUUCCCUUAACUGUUUUUUGCUACAUUCCUCAGUAAUUUAUUUUUACUAGGUAAUUCAGUGUUUUCAGUUUGUGGUAUGUUUUAAGUGAUGUUAUGAAGAUCACAUAAAAAGGGUGCCUGUGACCCUUUUAAAAUAAAAACAAGAAAAUGGGA
Melanotaenia boesemani (Boeseman's rainbowfish) is the source of this 2407-nucleotide messenger RNA. RefSeq names its product probable ATP-dependent RNA helicase DDX5. Gene Ontology annotation, molecular function: ATP binding; RNA helicase activity; RNA binding. Gene Ontology annotation, biological process: alternative mRNA splicing, via spliceosome. The record is from RefSeq and is a predicted model, not a curated record. Gene Ontology annotation, cellular component: nucleus; ribonucleoprotein complex; cytoplasm. Bases 145 to 2046 code for a protein of 633 amino acids. The transcript has 13 exons. Lineage: Eukaryota; Metazoa; Chordata; Actinopteri; Atheriniformes; Melanotaeniidae.